Rodentolepis nana is the source of this 306-nucleotide messenger RNA. The record is from the annotation of a GenBank genome assembly. Lineage: Eukaryota; Metazoa; Platyhelminthes; Cestoda; Cyclophyllidea; Hymenolepididae.
AUGCAAUCCAGUGAUCAUCUUCUUGAAUUGGAAAAUAACCGAAGGGCAGAAGACUUAAGCGUUAAAAUCAGCCUCUUGAAAUCAUAUGCAAGAGAAAUUCAAGUUGAGGCCAAAGAGCAAAAUCAAUUUCUCAGUACAGUUCAGAAUGCUGCUGAUUCUGCUGGGAGUAUGCUGUCGCGAACUGUUGGUCGACUGGUAGGUAUGCCCGCAAAUCGUCAUAACAAUCGAAAACUUCUCUGCCUUACUGUGGCUGUUUUCUUUUUUGUCUUUGUAAUCUACUCAAUGAUUCGUCUAUUGGCUGUUUAA